Molecule: messenger RNA, 736 nt
Organism: Chinchilla lanigera (long-tailed chinchilla)
Lineage: Eukaryota; Metazoa; Chordata; Mammalia; Rodentia; Chinchillidae
Gene: Tmem70
Product: transmembrane protein 70
Biological process (GO): mitochondrial proton-transporting ATP synthase complex assembly
Cellular component (GO): mitochondrial membrane
Source: RefSeq, a predicted model, not a curated record
GUACCUGCUUGCUGGCAGGGACGUGCUCAGUGCUCACACACACAGCCCGUCAAGUCGGAAGACGGAAGGCUGAUUUAUACGUGUGAAAUGUUUCUCUUAUUCUACAAGUGCAAUCAGCCUUACAUUUCUACCAUACAUUUUUUCACAAAGUAACAUGUUUGGAAGUCUGGCUUUGCAAGUCCUAUUCUAUGGCGUCAUAGGAAGCUUUACCGUGAUCACCCCCGCGCUGCUCCAUUUCCUUACGAAAGGCUAUGUCAUUCGGUUGUACCACGAGCCCACGACCGACACGUACAAAGCCAUUACUUAUAGCGUUGUGCUCUCGGAAACAAGCACAGUGUUCCACCAGGACGACGUGAAGAUUCCAAGCAGCGCGCACGUGUUUACCACGUUUUACGCUAAGACAAAGUCACUGUUAGUUAAUCCUGCGCUCUUUCCAAACCCUGAAGACUACAACCAUCUAAUGGGCUAUGACAAACCGUUCACCUUCGAUGCGGAGGACAGUGAGAAGGAAUAGCCUGGGGAGGAGAAAUGAGCCUGUUGUCUUUAUGGAUGUGCUUCCGUGUAAUUUGUGUUUCCGGGUGUGAAACUGCCUUUACUUUUGUAUUGUUAGUCAUUGUUGAAAAUAAUUUGAAACUGUGAGGGCUUCUAGUAAUUUCAGAGAGUGAUCCUUUAUAAGAGAGUAGCUGUGUGUGAAAAAUAAAACAUGGCCUCAUGUUUGUUUUAAGAAGCAAAUAUA